Molecule: messenger RNA, 1257 nt
Organism: Stegastes partitus (bicolor damselfish)
Lineage: Eukaryota; Metazoa; Chordata; Actinopteri; Pomacentridae
Product: SS18L1 subunit of BAF chromatin remodeling complex
Exons: 11
Coding region: 1-1257 (418 amino acids)
Biological process (GO): positive regulation of transcription by RNA polymerase II; positive regulation of dendrite morphogenesis
Cellular component (GO): nucleus
Molecular function (GO): transcription coactivator activity
Source: RefSeq, a predicted model, not a curated record
AUGUCGGUGGCGUUUUCAUCGGUGCGCCCCAGGAGUAAAGGGGAGGUGACACAGCAGACAAUUCAAAAGAUGCUGGAUGAAAAUCAUCAUUUAAUACAAUGCAUAAUGGAUUACCAAAGUAAAGGCAAGACAGCUGAAUGCACACAGUAUCAGCAGGUCCUGCACAGAAAUCUUGUUUACUUGGCCACAAUAGCUGAUUCAAAUCAGAACAUGCAGUCACUACUACCUGCGCCUCCUACUCCAAAUAUGUCUAUGGGUCCUGGAGGGAUGGGCCAGAGUGGGGGACACGCUCCAAGCAACCUCAAUGACAACAUGGCACCAGGAUUGCCCCCUACGUCAAUGAUGCAGAGCCAAAUGAGCAAUGGCCCCAGCCACGCUCCCAUGCAGCAGCAGUCUGGUCAGGUGCAGUCGGCUAUCCCCUCCGCAUCCCUCAGCCUCCCGGCUAGCAGCUAUGGUAGCUCGGUGUCUGGCUACAGCCACGCUGCGCCCUCCUCCCAGGCCAGCAUCAUCCAGGGCUCUGGGCCUGGUUAUGGCUCUUCCUCCUCUUCUUCCUCCACGCCCUCAUCCUCUUCCUCCUCCUCCUCCUCCUCCUCCCGCAGCAACCUCAACAUGCAGUCCAACCAAGUCUCCAUGAUGCACCAACAAUCCACUCCACACUACUCCUCAGCCCAGGCUGGGGGCCCACACUAUCAGGGACAGCAGGCCAUGAGCAUGAUGGGUCAGGGAGGUCAAGGAAACAACAUGAUGACUCAGAGGCCCAUGGGAUCCUACCGCUCUUCCCAGCAAGGAUCUGCACAGCAGUACAUGGGACAAGACGAGUUCUACGGAGAGCAGUAUGGACACACUCAGAGCUCCAGCGAGCCCAUAAACCAGAAGUAUUACCCUGAUGGUCAUGGGGAGUAUUCCUAUCAGCAGUCUUCAUAUGGUGAGCAAGGCUACGACAGAUCGUUUGAUGAGUCCUCGCAGCAUUACUAUGAAGGAGGUAACUCUCAGUACAGUCAGCAGCAGGCCCAGUAUCAGCAGAGCUCUGGCCAGCAGCAGCCUUUCAGCCAACAGCAGUACUCCUCUCAACAAGGCUACAGCGGGCAGCCACAGGGAUACGGUCCUGGCCAGGGGGGAUCAUCUCAGUAUUCUCAGUAUCAGCAGGGUCAAAACCAACAGUAUGGAUCCUACCGCUCUUCCCAGGGAGGCCCUGGAGCUCAGGCGCAGAGGACCUACACCUAUGAACAGGGUCAGUACGGAAAUUAUCAGCAGUAA